UAGAAACCAUCAAAAUUACACUCCCACCCAAAUUAAGCUUGCUCUAUUUUUAGCAAGGAAAGUGAACAAAUUAAUGGACUCCUUCAAAGUGGAGAAUAAAAGUAACAUUCUUAGGUACAAAACUCUCUUUCAUUUCAUCGAGCUGUUCAUUUUCUUGGUCAUAAUCUCAAGAUUUUCAACUCAACUUCCAUUAACUUUUAAGCUAUGUAUAGAAUAUUUCAAAGCACUAUUCAUAAUCCUCAUUAGUCCCAUAUUCAUCUUUGUUCUUGGAAAUGCAAUUGUCAUCAUCUUAUUCUUAAUAAAAUCUUGUCAUUUAUCAACUAAAGAAUAUGGUUCAAUAGUCAACGACCCUAAAGUUUUCAGACCCCACUUAUGGAAUUAUACUAAAUUUGUUGUUACGGUCAAAGAUCCUAAAGACGAGUUAUAUAAGGAUAGCAUCUGCAUUUCCUCAGGUAGAGAAGUAGAAAGGAAAAUCUGUAGGAGCCAAUCAGAGAACUAUACGAGGAAUUUAUCUUAUGCCGAGGAGCGGCCUAAUAAUAGGGUAUUGAGGCGGUCGGCGACGAUAGCAUGCCGGAGAUACGGCGAGAAACCGGCGGCGGAGAUGAGUAGUGAAGAGUUCAGACAUACAGUGGAGGCGUUCAUUGCUAGGCAGCAAAGAUUUUUGAGGGAAGAAGAGUCUUCAGCUAUUGUUUUUUCUGAAGCAUAGCUUUUUUGUUCUCUUUAAUUUUCCUUAAUUAAGAAAAAGAAUUUAACUUUCCUUGUUAGUGAACUAAAACAUAGAACAUAGGUACUCUUCGAUAUAACAAGGACGAGACGACGUGACAUACUAUGAUCACGUACAAAAGUGAUGUUCUUUCUCUCGGUAAUAUGGAACCUCGCCCUUGAUUGACACAGGUAUAGGUGUCAAUGGAUCGCUUUUACUAAUAGAGCAUUUUCCCAUGUGCACAUACAAAAAUUUCCACUUUCAAUAAUAUACGUCGACAUUUGUAUUGAAGUAGCAUAGAGUUUCGCUUUGAAGCCGGCAAAUUGUAAAAUAAUGGA
Messenger RNA from Nicotiana tabacum (common tobacco), 1041 nucleotides. Lineage: Eukaryota; Viridiplantae; Streptophyta; Magnoliopsida; Solanales; Solanaceae. The record is from RefSeq and is a predicted model, not a curated record.